Nicotiana attenuata is the source of this 849-nucleotide messenger RNA. RefSeq lists its product as uncharacterized. NCBI's taxonomy places the organism in Eukaryota, Viridiplantae, Streptophyta, Magnoliopsida, Solanales, Solanaceae. The transcript has a single exon. Bases 1 to 849 code for a protein of 282 amino acids. The record is from RefSeq and is a predicted model, not a curated record.
AUGGAUGUUGUCUUCAAGGAAGGGAUAUUUCCCUUCAAAUAUCCUAAACACAGGUUCCUAGUGAUUCCUGAUCCAACUCCCAGUCACCUUGUUUCAGAUAUAUUUCCACCUUCCAACAUAACACCAGAACCUUCUGCCACUAAUGAACCAGAAGUUCCUACUCUUGAUCUUUCAAAUGAUUUAACAGAUUCACCUACUCCUUCCUCUGAUUCCCCUGCUAACUCUCCGGUUGUUCCAACCCAAUCCUCCUCCUAUAUUCCCUCUUUGCCUGCAGAAUCAUCAUCUGACAUUCAUGAUGCAUCAAAUUCACACGCAAGUGCUAUCCCAGUUACCUACCCCACACAAGUUAGGAAGUCAGGUAGGGUCUCUAAACCUCCUAUCUGGCUGACUGACUAUGUUCAUCCUUCUCUACCUUCUACAUCUGCUUCCACUUCAUCACUCUAUCCUAUACAUCAGUUCAUUUUCUAUUCUCAUCUUUCACCUACUUUUCAAUCCUUCCUAGCCUCUUUUUCUUCUGAUAUUGAACCAACAUCUUUCUCACAAACUGUCAAAGAUGACAAGUGGAUCAAGGCUAUGAAACUUGAGAUUGAGUCAUUAGAACAAAACAACACUUGGGAGGUAGUGACUCUGCCUCCUAGCAAAGUCCCUAUAGGAUGUAAAUGGGUAUACAAAAUUAAAUACAAUGCUGAUGGCACAGUGGAAAGGUUCAAGGCAAGACUAGUGGAAAAGGGGUAUACUCAACAGGAAGGGAUUGACUUUCAUGAUACCUUCUGUCCUGCGGCCAAGAUGACUACUGUAAGAACUGUCAUUGCAGUUGCUGCGCUAGACAAUGGCCAAUCUAUCAAAUGA